AUGCAGGAACUGCAUCGCGAGGAUGCCUUGCAAAAGAUUGUUGCCAAACUCAAGAGAACCUACAUUCGAACCACCAGGAACGACGAAGACGGCAACGAUGACGACAAUAGCGCAAAGAAGAAUCAUCAAGUAAGCCCUGUUGCGAGUGUGACUACACGGGGGAGCAGUGACAGUAGCAAAAAACCUCCCCCCAGAGCUGCCAAGUCAUUACCCAACCAUUUUCAUUUCGGAGCCAAAACAACACCCCCCAGAGCUGCCAAAACAUCACCGGACAAGUAUGGGGCAAGUGCAUGCAUUGAUGAUUUUUCAAUAAGACCAAAUGACGUUGUUUGUGGCUUUGGGCUGGGUCGGUUUAACAAAGCAAAAGGCAAUGUCUUGUGCAUGACUCUCAUAGUUGAGCACCUGGAAGACUACUGUGAUCCGGACAUUACCAAGGAAGAAAAGAAUGACAUCUUGGACACAAUUUACAGCACUCUCACUAGUGGCAAUGGUCGUUUCAUUGAUUUCCAAAACAAAAUGGAGCUCUCCCGUGAUGAUGCACUUCAAAGACUCAAAAACAAAAUGCAAUGGGCACGUUGGCAACGGAACAGCGACCGCACGGCACGAGCACAAGAAGCGGUAGCUGCAGAGUUGCCAUCUGGCACAACCAUCCAAGAUUUAUCUGCUCAGGUCAAGGUUGGCUCCCAAGUGGCUGUUUUCUGGCCGGAAGAUGAUCAAUACUAUGCCGCCACUGUCGUGGAGCACCGUGAUUCGUCUACUCACAGGAAACCCUUAUAUAUUGAAUACGAUGAUGGUGAUGCUGAAUGGAUUGACCUGUCCGAGCAUGUGUUUCGACCGAUUGGGUUUGGCGAAGUCAGCAAUGGCACCGGUAGCAUUCGAGCCGUUUUUGCUGAGAACGAGAACACUGCCACAAAUCAAACAGAAGAGAGAGAAAGAACUGAUGUGUGUAAUGAUACAGAAGCAAAUGGCAAUGUGGAAGAUGCAGUCAAUGAUGCCAAACCAGGAGCAGAGGGAGGGCCAGGAUGGUCCGAACCUUCAAAUGAGCAAUUGACGGUUGCAAGUGAUGGCCAAGCUGCUCCAGCAAUUCUGGUCAGUCCCUGGCGUCUCAUCAGAGGAACAAUGGACGAGAAGCAUGCCUGUAGAUUGCUGCAAGGCUCGUGUCCAGGCGAAGAACCACAAGACGAAGUUGUGCAGAAUCUUUUACAGGACCUGAAAAACGAACGCCAGGAGCUCAAGGAUUGGGCUAAAGACAAAAUCAAGGCCAAAAUGGUUGAAAAAGCGCAAACUCUCUACGGGCUGGAGGCUAUAAGUUCCUUUGAUGACGUGGUUCAAGCAUGGGUACAUGAUUCAUCACCUGAAAAUCAACUGAAGAUGCAUGCCAUCAUUCAUGGACAAUUCACCGGUAACUCUGCACAGAUAGCUCGGCUGCCCAUUCCAUGGGUCCUGCAAAUGGAGCGGGUCUACAUGGAGAAGAAGGGUGUGUGCUAUGACAACGUUUGCGACGAUGUACAAGCACAAUGCUCUGCAGCUAGCUUUCGUCGUCGUCAUGGAACUGGGUAUGUGUACGAUAUCAUUGCACUGCAGCUCAACUAUCAACAGAAUGCAGUCAAGUUAAGGGGCAAAGCCAAGCAUGGUUUGUACCUGACAUCAUAUCUGAAGGAUGUUGGCUACAAUGAGCCCCCUGGGAGAAAACGACACGCCUCAAAGAGUGAGUCGGACUUUGGGAAGGAAGCAAAAGCUGCCAAGGUCGCUGGUGAGACGGUGAAUACUGGGGGAGAAGAGACUCCAUCCAAAGCAGUAACAACAGAAGAUGAUGAAAAGAAUCGGGAGAAGUCACCUGAAAGAGCGUCAGCCAAGAUGGUGGAAAAGCAAACAACAACAGGUUGCGAUGACUCACUCAACAAACAAGGCCACCAAACCACCGAGGUGAUUGCAGAGAGCUUAAGCAAGGUCGAAUCACCUAUCAGUGCAUCAACAUCAUGCACAACACCUGACCAAACCACCAAGGUGAUUGCAGGGAGCUUAAGCAAGGUCGAAUCACCUAUCAGUGCAUCAACAUUAUGCACAACACCUGACCAAACCACCAAGGUGAUUGCAGGGAGCUUAAGCAAGGUCGAAUCACCUAUCAGUGCAUCAGCAUCAUGCACAACACCUGAAUAUGGUGCGCCUGGAGAAGGAGCCAGUGGUGCCUUGGUCAGCAACAUUGAAGCUGUAAUUCAGAAGGUGGCUGUAAGUCGAAAUCGGCUUCUCAAAACCUCAAUGGGUGAAGAGCAUGCAAUACAGUUCUUGACUGGUUUGAUUUUCCCCAAUGCUGAGGCCAAGAGGGAUGCAACCAAACAGCUGCUAGAGCAGUUGCAUGAUGAGCGACAUGCCAUUAAGGCAUGGGCCAAGAAUGAGAUAGAGGGGGCUAUGGUUGAAAAAGCAUGCGAGCUUGGGUUUGACAAAGUCACCACGUAUGAUGAUUUGGUGCAGUCCUGGAUGGGUGAUGCAUCCGCAGAAAACCAAAAAUGGAUCCAAUUGGUCAUGUAUGAGCUAUGUUCAGUGGGUAGUGAUAACACAAAACCCCACAAGCCCAUACAAUGGGUGCUUCAGAUGGCUGACAGAUUCAUGGAAGAGAACCAUCUGGUGUACUCAGAAGCCAAUGGCAACAUCCACACAACGUCACAGCAUGGAUAUGUUUAUGACAUUGUUUCAGUUGCACUUGAUGAAAUCAGGCAAGAGGUCAAGAUGCGUGGGAAGAAACAACAUGGAGGUUGGUUGGAUCCUCCAAAACCUUCAGUCAAGACGGGCACCAAUCUUGAUGCAGAGGCCAAUGUUCCCGAUGAGCAAUUCUCACAGCCAAAUACUACUGUGGCACAUUGUCAUUCCAGGCCAGUCCUUCCGGAAUCUUCCACCUCCACAUCUUCAUCGGAACUUGCCAAUUCCACAAGGGAUAUGAUUGGAGAUACAACAACAAACACCUUGCCAAGGAGGGUUGCCAAUCAUUCAAAGAGCAAAGCAGCCUUGCCAUUGCCAAUGAAUCAGAAUGAUGUGGUCGCUCCAUCGAGUUAUGUGAUACAACGAAAAGCACAGGAUGCUGGGAAACAACUGGCAACUGUUCCAUUAGGAUCUGGAAAGCCUGAAGUUUCUGCUGAUUGGUCCUCACCUGUGGAGGAAGCAACAAUGGCUUUGCAGUUGCAGGUUAGGCAGAGGGAGACACAUCAGCAACAGAAGAACUGGAGUCUGAAAGAGGUGGUUGUGGUGGCUGGACUUUGUCUGGCAAUAGCUGUGAUCCCAGCAGUGAAAUUUCUUUUGAAGAAUGGAUAG
This is a messenger RNA of Seminavis robusta, 3306 nucleotides long. The record is from the annotation of a GenBank genome assembly. Lineage: Eukaryota; Bacillariophyta; Bacillariophyceae; Naviculales; Naviculaceae.